UGGCGGAAGGGGAAGUUGGCGGUGGCGGGUGGGGGGCCGGCGGCGGCGGGGAAGAUGGCGUACCAGAGCCUCAGGUUGGAGUACCUGCAGAUCCCCCCGGUCAGCCGCGCCUACACCACCGCCUGCGUCCUCACCACCGCCGCUGUGCAGUUGGAAUUGAUCACACCUUUUCAGUUGUACUUCAAUCCCGAAUUAAUCUUUAAACACUUUCAAAUAUGGAGGCUAAUCACCAAUUUCUUAUUUUUUGGGCCAGUUGGAUUCAAUUUUUUAUUUAACAUGAUUUUUCUAUAUCGUUACUGUCGAAUGCUAGAAGAAGGCUCUUUCCGAGGUCGGACAGCAGACUUUGUAUUUAUGUUCCUUUUUGGUGGAUUCUUAAUGACUCUUUUUGGUUUGUUUGUGAGCUUAGUUUUCUUGGGCCAGGCCUUUACAAUAAUGCUUGUCUACGUGUGGAGCCGAAGGAACCCAUAUGUCCGCAUGAACUUCUUCGGCCUUCUCAAUUUCCAGGCCCCCUUUCUACCCUGGGUGCUCAUGGGCUUUUCCUUGUUGUUGGGGAACUCAAUCAUAGUGGACCUCUUGGGUAUUGCAGUUGGACACAUAUAUUUUUUCUUGGAAGAUGUAUUUCCCAAUCAACCUGGUGGAAUAAGAAUUUUGAAAACACCAUCUAUUCUGAAGGCUAUUUUUGAUACACCAGAUGAAGAUCCAAAUUACAAUCCACUACCUGAAGAGCGGCCAGGAGGCUUUGCCUGGGGUGAGGGCCAGCGCCUCGGUGGCUAAAGUGGCAGUGCCAAUAACGAGACCCAGCUGGGAAGGACUCAGUGACAUACCCAUUGGGAUUCUUUUAUCCUUUAUGUUGCAAAAGUAUGGACACUUUUGACAGCUUGACAAGAUUUUGACUCCAGAAGCACUUUAUGAAAUGACACACUGGUUAAUCCAGAAGACAUUCCCAGCCGUUUGCCAGUGGUUCCUCACUACACUGGUUCUGAAAGUGUAAAAUCUCUUGGAGCCAAAAACACUGGAGAAGCAAAUACCCUGCUGCCUCUAAGGAACAAGUACCUGAGUACUUGAGUUCUGUGGUGACGGGCAGAGUUUUUCCUCUUCCUCCUCCUCUUUGAUAGACGAGGCCGUGGUGUAAAUGGAAGUUUCAGAGAGGACAAAAUAAAACUGAAUUCCAUCUCUCUCGCGCUGAAUUAAAGCUUUUGUGUGUGAUCUUUUACAUUAUCACCAUGUCUUCUAGCUCUCCUGCAUAGGUCUGCACUCAGAGCAGUUUACGUGCCCGCUCUUCCUAUGUCUUCACGGCUUUCGACUGGAUUUCAUUUCAAGAUUGGAAAUACGUGGCUGAGACACUAUGGCUGGGUACACAACUUACUAACCCAGAAUGCCAGCUCCAGUGGGAAGAUUUGUUUCUGUUGUCCAGAUAGUUUGUUCUCCGUUUGGGUUUUACAAAACUUCAAGUUGUCAGACAGCGUGGUGGAGAAAAAGGGUAGGGUGGAUCUAGUAGGGGAGGAAUUCUGUUGUAGGAGAGUCAAGUAGGCGCGAAGCUAAUGUACCAUGUCAUUUAUUUACUCUGCAUUUCUCUGCUCGGAAAUAUCCAGGGAAAGGCAGGUCAUGGCCACCGUUUUAGAAAACAACAGAAAGAUCUUCUUUACAACUGGGAGACAGGUUAGAAUGUUGACUCUUAACUUGAGAUGACCAGGUACCAGUCAGGCAGGGAUACAUUUCUCCUGGGUCUUUGGCUGGUGAACAUGUAUCAUUUGCUUCAUGAAAAGCCAAGAAGCUUUCAGAGACAAGUACCUGGUUUAUGAAUACCCCCAGGAAAGAGAUUAAUUCAAAUCAUUCUAAUAAGUGGCAUGUAGGCCCGGGAACAUUUCCCAAAUAGUUCCAGCUUGGCUAAGUGGUUGCUUUCUAGAGUGUGAGAUUUCCCUCAGAAGGAUGAACAUGAAGUUUAGAUUAAACAUAAUAAACAUCUUAAAUGGGAAUUUUCAGAUCAUUGCGAAGUGAAAAGUAUUUUAAUAUCUUUAACUGGAAUAUACAUAAGUAAUGGAAUUUAAUAUAAGUACAUGCUGCUAGUAACUUUGAAUAUGAUUGUUGCAAUUUUAUGGAACGUGGGUUAAUGGGACUGCUUUUUUUCCUAAGUGGCUUUUAAAAAAAUCUUUAAAUGCCAAUCUUAGAAUGUAUAGUCCUUAUGGGAUUCUUAAAUUUUGUCUUGCCUUUGUUCAAGAAAGCUUUUAAUUAGAAGGUUGGUUUUGUUUUGUUUUGUUUUUCUUUGUUUGGGGGCUAGAAAUAGGUUUCUCUAGUUAAAUUUGUUCUCCCUUAGUUAACUUUGAGUUAUCCAAUUCAUGGAAUAUCUGGUGAAAUUUUAAUCUUAAAAUCUAUUCACUGAGUGUUCAUUUAAGUAGGGAAUGUCUAAACAUACUGAUGACUGGGUAAAACAGGAAACAUUUUGAGUUUAUGGCCUAAACGCAGUCAGUUAUGGGAUUUUGGUCUCCGAUUUUAUGGGAUGAGGAUUCCUAGUGGCAGGAUGCCAUGCUGUGCUACUACACUGUGUCCUAUGCAGUUGGCAUUCCAAGCACUGACCUUUUAAUUUGAGUGGCCAGUCCCACUACCACCAUCCCUGGCCCAGUGUUGCGCAUCCGGAUACUUUGGCUCACCUGGACGUAAGGAAAAGUCCUCAAUUCUUCCCCAGCUUACCUCUCAAUCUUGGUUCUUCCA
This is a messenger RNA of Mesoplodon densirostris (Blainville's beaked whale), 2709 nucleotides long. It is a transcript of the gene DERL2, whose product is annotated as derlin 2. Bases 55 to 774 code for a protein of 239 amino acids. The transcript has 7 exons. Gene Ontology annotation, molecular function: ubiquitin-specific protease binding; misfolded protein binding. The record is from RefSeq and is a predicted model, not a curated record. NCBI's taxonomy places the organism in Eukaryota, Metazoa, Chordata, Mammalia, Artiodactyla, Ziphiidae. Gene Ontology annotation, biological process: endoplasmic reticulum unfolded protein response. Gene Ontology annotation, cellular component: Hrd1p ubiquitin ligase ERAD-L complex; endoplasmic reticulum membrane.